Molecule: messenger RNA, 669 nt
Organism: Castor canadensis (American beaver)
Lineage: Eukaryota; Metazoa; Chordata; Mammalia; Rodentia; Castoridae
Source: RefSeq, a predicted model, not a curated record
AUGCUAGUGAAAAAUAACCACCUUUCAGACAAGAUCAUUGUUUUGCCAGGAAAAAUUGAAGAAAUCUCACUUCCUGAGUUGGUAGAUGUGAUUAUUUCUGAACCAAUGGGAUACUUGCUUUUCAAUGAAAGGAUGCUGGAGAGUUACCUUCAUUCCAAAAAAUGGCUAAAAGCAAAUGGAAUGAUGUUCCCAACAUCCAGUGACAUUCAUGUGGCCCCCUUUUCUGAUGAGCAGCUCUACAUGGAACACUACUCCAGAGCCAACUUUUGGUACCAGCAGUGCUUCUAUGGAGUCAACCUGUCCAGUCUCCGAGGGGCGGCAAUGGAGGAAUACUUCAGACAGCCUAUAGUAGACACAUUUGACAUUCGGAUUUUGAUGGCUCGGACAGUCAAAUACACAGUAAAUUUUAUGCAUGCAAAAGAGGAAGAUCUACACAGAGUAGAAAUUCCCUUUGUGUUCCAGAUGGCACAGUCUGGCCUCAUCCACGGCCUAGCAUUCUGGUUUGAUGUGGCCUUUGUUGGAUCUCUGGUAACAGUUUGGCUGUCAACAGCCCCAACUGAGCCUCUGACUCAUUGGUAUCAGGUGCGGUGUCUUCUUCAGACCCCUCUCUUUGCCAAGGAAGGGGAGACUCUCUCAGGGAAGGUGCUAUUUGUAGCCAAUAAACGGUAA